AUGAAUGCUAACACAAUAUCUUUGAGGUUAUGUUGUCUUAAACAAAAUUCUUUUGAUAAUUCCUCGGUUAAAUAUGAACCCACUAAAAAAGAAGAAAUAUUUAAGAAAACAAAACAAAAACCUCAUAAAAGUUUUAAUGCCAGCAAUAUCAUAAGCAAACCUCAACAAUUUCCAAGUUUUAAAAAAUCUCGCACGGAACGUCAGGCGGAAUCGAAAGUUAUACAUGAUGAGGAAAUGGUUUGGAAAUUUUUAAAAUUAAGUCUUAAUGACCCCCGACUAAGUACACUGCUAAUAACGGUGCGUUCUAAGAAAAGGCGUGAUAAGGAUAGACAAAUUAUUAUCGAAGGUAGACGUUUGAUAUUGGAAGCCUUAGAUUGUGGUCUAAAAUUAAACAGCGUUAUAUUCAGCCAAAAGGAUCAGCUGUUGGAUAUCAAGGAUAGUGUGUCACAGGCUCAAAAGCUAUUCAAUACAAAAAUCUAUAAAGUGCCUCAUCAUGAUUUAAAAACUUGGUCUACACUAACCACACCACCCGGUAUAAUGGCGAUAUUUGAAAGACCUGCUUUACACAGUGUAGUAAGUAAAAUGUCUUCGGUUACGCCUCUACCCAUAACUGUGGUAUGUGAUAAUAUACGCGAACCCAAUAACUUGGGUAGUAUUAUACGCACCUGCGCCGCUUUACCCUGCCUACAAAUUGUCAUUACCAAAGGUUGUUGUGAUCCUUGGGAAUCUAAAGCUUUACGCGGUGGUUGUGGUGGUCAUUUCCGUGUACCCAUACGUGAUGAUGUUGAUUGGCAAGAGGUUCCACUAAUGAUUCCACCUGAAGUAGCGGAUAAUUGUUGUAUUUUUGUGGCAGAAAACAAUUUAGAGAAGUUGGCAAAUAAAACGGCAUCGGUUGUGGAGUAUACGGAAGUGGAAAAAACCGGUUCACAUAAUGUGGUCAUAAUAGGGGGAGAAAGUCACGGUGUUAGUGAGGAUGCCUACAGAUUUCUCUCAACUGUUGGGACACGAGGUACAUGUCUUAACAUACCUUUAGCUCAAGGUAUAGACAGUUUAAAUGUAGCCUCAGCUUUAACCUUAAUUCUCUAUGAAUUACGAAAAAAUAUUAUUAAUUCACAGCAGCAACUGCUGGUUAAAAAAGAACCUGAAACAGUUUAAUUUUGUUUGUUAAGUUUUUUUUUUUUAAAUAAAAAACCAAAUCAUAAUCUAAUGCAAAAA
Lucilia sericata (common green bottle fly) is the source of this 1215-nucleotide messenger RNA. RefSeq names its product rRNA methyltransferase 3, mitochondrial. Gene Ontology annotation, biological process: RNA processing. Gene Ontology annotation, molecular function: RNA binding; RNA methyltransferase activity. NCBI's taxonomy places the organism in Eukaryota, Metazoa, Arthropoda, Insecta, Diptera, Calliphoridae. The record is from RefSeq and is a predicted model, not a curated record.